Molecule: messenger RNA, 3131 nt
Organism: Chelmon rostratus (copperband butterflyfish)
Lineage: Eukaryota; Metazoa; Chordata; Actinopteri; Chaetodontiformes; Chaetodontidae
Gene: tpcn3
Product: two pore segment channel 3
Exons: 20
Coding region: 225-2585 (786 amino acids)
Biological process (GO): monoatomic ion transport; transmembrane transport
Cellular component (GO): membrane
Molecular function (GO): monoatomic ion channel activity
Source: RefSeq, a predicted model, not a curated record
GGGACAAACAGCAGAUCGGAACAGUUCAGAGCCGGACUGAAGCCUGAUGGAGGUCAGACCGUCCCCGUGCAGCCGAGAGGAAAACAUGUGAUGUGGAUCCUCUCGGAUGUUCCGACAACAGAAGUGAGAAGAGACAGAAGUUCAGACUUUUGUCCUGCAAACUGCUCGAGUCGCGUUAAACCAACUUUGUGAAGCUGCUUUGAGUCGAGUCUGAAGUGAGAGAGAUGACCGAGGCGGAGAGGAGCGAGGGCAUUCCUGCAGAGUCUGCAGAGUCUGCAGGAAAAGGAAAGGGACUCCCCAACGGAGGGAACCCUGCGAAAAGCAAAGAGGACUUCGACCUGGCUUCCAUCUACGUGUCAGACGCUCAGUACAACAGGAACAUCUUCUUUGACACGUCGCCUCAGGCCGUGAGACUGUAUCUGCGCUACAACCAUUGGCUCCCUCAGGUGCUCCUCUACUUCUUUAUCCUGGUCGAUCUGUCUCUGGCCCUCUUCGAGGACCCACCCGUCUUCCCUCUGCCGAUUUGGGCCACCAUGUUGGUGGAGCUGCUCUGUCUGCUCGUCUUCACCAUCCGACUCGUUCACUACGCCAAAGUGAUCCCUCGAGACAAGUUCUGGAAAGACCCCAAAAACAUCUGCAUCAUUGUCAUACUUGCGCUCACUCUGGUCGAUAUGAUCAUCUACGGAGCUCUGAAAGCUGCAAACUGUUACGCCGUCCGCUGGUCCAGAGUCCUUCGGCCGCUGCUAUUGGUCAACGUCACAGAGGGCCGGCAGCUCCGCAGAGCGUUCAGAAGCAUCCGGAACGCCCUGCCUCAGAUCUUCUACGUCUUCCUGCUCUUCAUGUUCAGCCUCCUCAUCUUCUCCCUCAUGGCUCUGAAGCUGUUGGGCAAACGAGGUCUGAAGACCAUCGGCGGAGCUCCGUACUUCACCAACUACCUGGAGAUCGUGUUCGACCUGUACGUCCUCGUCACCACGGCCAACAGCCCCGACGUCAUGAUGCCGGCCUACAACGCCAGCUUCGUCUUCGCCAUCUUCUUCAUCUUGUACAUCCUCAUCAACACCUACAUCUUCAUGUCCGUCUUCCUGGCCGUCGUCUACAACAACUACAAGAAGUACCUGAAGGAGGAGGUACGGCAGCUGGUGAGGGCCAAAAGGCACAAGAUGGUGCGAGCGUUCGCCGUGCUGCAGGAGCAGAGGGAGGAGGGCGGGGAGCCGGUGGUGACUCAGGCCAACUGGAACCAGCUGGUCCGACUGGUGCAGCCCGACAUCAGCAACGCCCACAGAGAGCUGCUGUGGAGCGUCUGCGACGACACGAGCCGGGGCUGCAUCGGAAAGGUGGCGUUCGUCCAGCUGGCCGACCUCCUGAACAUCGAGGUGAUCACACUCAAGUCAAGACCGCACCCUCUCCACAGCGUGUGCCCCGCCCUCUACCUGUCGGCCCCCAGCCGCCUCCUCUGCCGAUUGGUCCAGCACCGGGCCUUCGUGAUCGUGUACGAUCUGAUCAUCCUGGUGAACGCCGUGUUCAUCGGUCUGGACGAGGAGAACCCGAUGAUCGCCCACUCUGAGUGGGUUUUCCUGGCUCUGUACCUGCUGGAGAUCCUGCUGAAGCUCUACGUGUUCGAGCCCAGAGCUUUCUUCUCCAGGCACAGCUUCUGGAACUGCUUGUCCACGUCGCAGAUUAUAAGUACGAGGUUCGACACCAUCAUCGUCAUCUCUGCUCUCAUCGCCACAAUCAUCAACUCCGCCAUGAAGUCAUCGGGGGGUUACACCAGCCGUCAGAUCCUAGACAUCGUCUUCAUCCUGCGAGUCCUCAGACUGAUCCGGGUGGUGGACAGCAUCAAAAGGUUUCGUACGAUCAUCAACACCCUGAUCAGGAUUGGACCGGCGAUCCUCACAUUUGGACAGCUGAUCAUCGUGGUGUACUACAUCUUUGCCAUGGUGGGGAUGGAGCUGUUCAAAGGGAAGGUGAAGUUCUACGAGGAGGGCUCCACGGACCCGGAGAAGGUGUACUGUGGAAACCCUCUGCUGAAAGGGACAGACUUCGCGCAGCUCAACUACUGCAAGAACAACUUCAACAACGUGGUGUCCUCCUUCAUCCUGCUGGUGGAGCUCACCGUGGUCAACCAAUGGCACGUGCUCAGCAGCGGCUUCGCCUCCGUCACUCACGUGUCGGCCAGGAUCUUCUUCGUCCUCUUCCACAUCUUGGUCGUCAUCGUCAUCAUCAAUAUCUUCGUGGCGUUCGUCCUCGAGGCGUUCUUCGUGGAGUACUCGGUGGACAAGAGUGACCUGCAGACGUCUCUGGAGAGGAAGAUCGAGGAGCUGGAGCUGGCUGUGGCACAGGAGAAUCUGGAGGAUAACUUGGUGAACGCCAUGGAAACCAUGGACAACGACCAGGGAAACGGCCAAUCGGCAAACAACAGACCUGCGCUGAUGUUUAAGAUCGCUUCAAAACGGUAUCGAACGGUGGACGCGCUGCUGCAGCGGAUGUUUGAGGCCGAUCUCGACCCCGAAGACUUCGCUGAGAACGACGACCCCGAAGCUCAGUCCGGCGGGAACUUUGCAAACCCGACAUUCAGCUCAGCGUAAUCAUUCCUAUACGAACACAUGAAGGGAACCAGAGUCCACCACCCCCAUCACCCCCAUCACCCCCAUCAGUCCCAUCACCCCCAUCACCCCCAUCAGUCCCAUCACCCCCAUCACCCCCAUCACCCCCAUCACUCCCAUCACCCCCAUCACUCCCAUUAUUCCCAUUAUUCCCAUCACUCCCACCCAGGUUUUCUAGUCAGAAAUGUUUCAGCCUGUUUGAUUUGUGUGUUUCUGUCCUGCAGCUUCUGCACAAACACAAAGGAAAUCAGUAUUUUCACAUGAAGAAUAUUUUCAUCUGUUUUUCUCGUCAUGUUUUCUGUUUCACAGGAAAAUCAAACAGCAGGAAACAUUCAGAACGUGUUUUAUAAUUCAAAUAUUCAGAAAGUUUAUAUUGUGUAGUUAAUGCAUCUGUGCUUAUCUUCACGUCUGUUUCUGAGAGACGGAACAAUCACAGAGAGAAACACGAUGAGAAUGUUUGUAAAGGAAAUAAAUUUAAGAGCGUUCAUAUUUUGUCAAUAAAAUGGUGAAAACAAAAGAAAACAAACA